UCCUAAACAUGAUUUACCCCUAAAUGAUUCUUCACCAUUCUUUACCGCCAGAGUGACCUUCAAAUUCUCUCUUCAAACCAAUCCCUCAAAACCCACUAAUUUGUAGUUCUGUAUGAAACAGACAGAACAGCGAAAGGAAAAGGGAGAGCAGUGAGAUUGAUCAAAAGCAGAACUUCGAAACGCUCAACAACCCACGGAAUUGUUUCCCAGGGUCAAUUUAUGUAUGGGAUUAGGCGAACACGAUGGGUGUUUAGACUAGAUUGAUUUUGCAUUCUGAGAGACUGUAUCACAAUCAUUUGAGAAUGAGCUUGCUUUCAAGAGUAAGGCAUUAUUUACCCCAUGGUUUGUAUAGACAAACUUUUCAGCCAACAGUAGUGCGGUUUAACUAUAGUAACAUAAAUGCGUUUUCAAGAAAUUUUGGUCAGCCUGCAAGGAAAGAGGAGGAGGAUGUAGAGGAAGUGGAAAUUGACCAAAGAACUCUUCCUGCUGAUUUUGAUCCUGCUACAUUUGAUCCCAAUGAUCAUCCAGCUCCUCCAUCAGAAAGGAUUUUCAGGCUUGUUGAUGAAAUAGCAUCUCUUACAGUAGCUGAAGCCACAGAAUUGGGUCUUGUUCUGAUGAAGAAAAUGGGAGUGAAGGAGAUGCCUAAUGUGGGAUUUAUGAAAGCAGGAGCGGGAAAUUUGGCUGGAAUGGCAGCAAAAGCACCAGCUGCGGUCAAGGAGGAGCAAAAGCCGGAAAAAACUGUGUUUGAAUUGAAACUGGAGUCCUACGAAGCGGCUUCCAAAAUUAAAAUCAUCAAGGAGGUCCGGGGCUUUACCGAUUUAGGUUUGAAGGAGGCGAAGGAUUUGGUGGAGAAAACACCUUCUGUUAUAAAGAAAGGUGUUUCAAAAGAAGAAGGGGAGAAGAUAAUGGAGAAACUCAAAGCUCUUGGUGCAAAAGUUGUUAUGGAAUGAUGUAUGUUGUUUCAUUUUACUUGUCUGAAAUUUAGAAAAUUUCAUAAUGGACCGAGGACACCAGCUAAAUUUUGCUGGUGCUGUGCUAAUUUUUUAGCAUGAACAGGAAUUUAAUUUUAUGCAGCUUUGCAACA
Molecule: messenger RNA, 1084 nt
Organism: Vigna unguiculata (cowpea)
Lineage: Eukaryota; Viridiplantae; Streptophyta; Magnoliopsida; Fabales; Fabaceae
Source: RefSeq, a predicted model, not a curated record